Racocetra fulgida is the source of this 831-nucleotide messenger RNA. NCBI's taxonomy places the organism in Eukaryota, Fungi, Glomeromycota, Glomeromycetes, Diversisporales, Gigasporaceae. The record is from the annotation of a GenBank genome assembly.
AUGGAGUUAGGUUAUGCCGACCCUGGACAUCCACAGCCAGCCAACAAGGUUGAAGAUACUGAGGUCAAAUCUCCGACAUUUCCGACAACUCAAGAACUUUCUACUUCAGCAAAAAAAGAAUCCUCUCCACUUUCUAAUAUACCACCUGACAUGCCAUCUCAAGGUCCACCUUCACUUGUUAAUGGUGACGACCGUGGUCGUGAUCGUGAGAGCGGUGCAUCUCGUCCACGAGCUCGAUCUCGCUCUCCUCGCCCCCGCUCUUACUCUCAAGCUCUUCGAGCAGGAGUAUCUCUAGAGGAGAAAGAAGGAGGAGGUGUUUUCAAUCUUAGUCUUAGGACUACUGAAAAAGACUUACAAGCUAUCUUUGAACGUUAUGGAAGGGUUAACCAAGUGACUAUUGUCUAUGAUCAUCGGAGCGAUCGUUCUCGUGGGUUUGGAUUUGUCUACAUGAAUUCGGUUGAAGAAGCGUCUGUUGCUAAGGAAAAAACAAAUGGGAUGGAACUCAAUGGAAGAAAUAUGCGUGUAGAUUAUUCGUUGACUCAGAGGCCGCAUACACCGACCCCCGGUGAAUAUAUGGGGGAUAGACCAUCACGUUUCCGUGGAAAUACCUAUCAAGAAGAACGCCUUCACGCUCUAGAAGUCGAAGCUGGUCAAGGGAUAGAAGAAGAUCUCGCAGCCGUAGUUAUUCGAGGGGUAGAAGAAGGUCGUAUAGCCGCUCUAAAAGAUCUCGUAGUUAUUCUCGUUGAAAAGAGGUCUAAAAGAGUUAAUGAAACCCUUGAAAUUCGGAUUCAAAAAGAAUAUUUGAUUUUGAAGGAUUAUAAUGCCCAGUAG